AUGGACCCCUUAUUCACGGCCUCAAACCGCUACGAUCGUCAGGUCCGGCUUUGGGGUGAAGAAGGUCAAGCAUCGAUUGGGUUAACGACUGUUUGUAUGAUCGGAAGCGAUUCCCUUGGUUAGCCGACACUUAAAAAACCCUUUCUAAUUUUUUUCCCUUCGGCAGCCACUGAAAUUUUGAAGUCUCUAGUAUUGGCUGGCAUCCAUUCUGUUCAUAUUAUUGACGAUGUCUUUGCCGAGACGGCUGAUUCCGGUCAAAAUUUUUUCUUGGACGUCGACGACAUUGGUAAAAAUCGAGCGGAAGCAACUCUGGAAAAGCUAAAAGAACUGAAUCCAGCUGUCGCUGGUAGUUUCUCUCUUAUAAACCUUCUCACGUCGUCCGAAAACGAAAACCUGACCAGAUUCUCUGUUGUUGUGGCGGCGAAUCAGACAGAGGAUCUGGAAAUUACUCUCGCUAAACAGCUCUACAAUGCUGGUGUGCCUUUCGUCUCUGUCAAGUGAGUUUCAAUAAGAAAUUUGUUUUACUUCAAAUCUAAAAUCUCCAGAACUUAUGGACUUCUGGGCUCAAUUAAGCAUUGUAUCAAAGAGCAUACAAUCGCCAAUUCGCACGAUGAAAACCCGAAACCUGAUCUGCGAUUGGAUGCUCCUUUUGAAAACUUACUUGAAAUGGUCCGUGAAACGAACCUUGAGAACAUGACAGUGGAACAGCUCCGUCACACUCCAUACAUCUUAUUGUACUUCAAAGCACUCGAUGUUUUCCGUUCUUCUCACAACAAUCCGAAAGCUUUCCCCGAGAACUACUCUGAGCGAAAAGAAAUUCAACGAAUUCUCAAAGACUUUCGUCAGAGCAAAGAAGGAACGGGAAUCAGGGACUCUGAGAAUUUCGAUGAAGCUAAGGCGGCUGUCAACAGAACAUUUCAAAAAACAGCCGUGAGGCGGAACUGAAAAUAUGAUUUGACUGCUAUAAUUCCAGAUAGAUGCUUCUGUCAAGUCCAUUUUCGAAGAUGAACAAUGUUUUGUUUCUACGCAGCCUUUCUGGUUGAUCUGUGAAGCUCUCCGCCGUUUUGUCGCCUAUAGCGAAGGCGUACUCCCUUUGCAAGGGACAUUGCCAGACAUGACAUCUGACACAAACAGAUACACUCGGCUGGCCACAAUUUUUCACGAAAAAGCGCUUAAAGACGCUCAAGAAGUUCUCCGCUUGACACGAAUUGUAGAAAAAGAAAGAGGUGUUGGUGAUAUAAUAUCCGAGGAAAUGUGCUAUCGAUUUUGCAAAAAUUCUAAUAGAAUACGUGUACAACGCGGUGAACAGCUCAACUACGCUAACGAAAUGAUUUCGAUUGUGACCAAGAUUCGACAACUUGGAAGAUCAGAGGAAACUGGGAAAGUGAAUACCAUUAUUUGGAUGCUCUUGAUGCGUGCGGUAGCAAGAUUCAAAAAAGAGAAAGGGCGCUUUCCGGGAACAAACGGAGUUCCCGUCUCAAUUGAUGCUCAAGAUUUGAAGAAAAGGGUCGAGGUGUUGAUAAAGGAUGCUUUAGAGGUGAGAAAAUACGAAAUCCAAUCAAAAACGGUUAUAAUACUUAAAUAACCCCCCAUGACUCAGGAAAAAACGGCGCCAAUUCGGCUUCAAAAUCAGCGUAUUAUAGGGGCACCGCACAGAAAUGGCGCUCUGUUGAGAAACUCUUUUUGCAGUGCAAAUUGAGCGACCUCGGGGUCGAGUUUGAAAAGUUAGGCCACGUUUUCAGUGGAAAAUUACUUCGCGGCCUAGAAAUUCGGCCAGAUUGCGAACAGAGCGCCAUUUCUGUCCAGUGCCUCUAUAAUAAUUAGAUUGAUAUGUGCUCAAAUCAAGUUUCACGCCAACCGUGUGCUGGCUCAAAUCUCGAUUGCGCCAAGAAAACAUUCGAAUCUAAUUAGGUCGCGUUUAGAUAAGUAACUUUCUAAUUAGAUUAAUAUCGAAUUGCCAGAGACUGCAUUUUUUUAUUUUACGCGAUUGGCGUGAAACUUGAUUUGAGCACAUAUCAAUCUAAUUAUUUUUUUUUUUACACGGUUGGCGUGAAACUUGAUUUGAGCACAUAUCAAUCUAAUUAGAAGAUUUAUUAAUCUAGCUAGACAAUUUAUUAAUCUAAUUAGGUGUCAUAUUAUAGGGGCACCGGACAGAAAGAGCGCGAUGUUCGCAAUCUGACCGAAUUUCUAGGCCGCGAAGUAAUUUUCCACUGAAAAUGUGGCCUAAUUUUUCCAACUCGGCCCCGAGGUCGCUCAAUUUGCACUGCAAAAAUAGUUUCUCAGCAGAGCGCCAUUUCUAUGCGGUGCCCCUAUAAUACGCAAGUACACCACACAAAGCAACUUUGGAUCGAAAUUCAAAAUUUGAAAGCACAUCUCUGCAGGUAAAUUGAUUGCGAUUUAAUUAGAACUUUCUUCGAUUCGAUUUGAAAACUUUCUAACUAGAUGUCAAAUCAGAAUAAAGUUCAUCAUUAGAUGCUGAUAUUUUCUUAUUAGAUUCAAAAUUAGCUGCUUCUGCUAUUGAAAUCUAAUUAUGUUCUAUUUGAACACAAAACGUUUCUAAUUACAUGUAAAAGUUAAUCUAAUUGCAAUUAGUUUUGAAUGAAUUCUAAUUAAAUCGCUAUCCAUUUACCAGAGAUAGCUUCCAAGUCCUGUCUAUAAAUAUUAUGUGUCUCAAAUUUACAGAAUGAUCAAGAUGACGUUUCCAAGAUUCUCAACAGAGUUCCCGACGCAGCAAUUACCGAAAUGUGCCGCUUCGGAGCUGCCGAGCUGCACGUUAUUUCUUCUUACAUUGGCGGAAUAGCUGCUCAAGAGAUUAUCAAGCUUGCUACUAAUCAAUAUGUUCCUCUAAACAACACAUUUCUUUUCGACGGACAUACCCAGGAGUCUUCCACUUUUAUGCUUUAA
Molecule: messenger RNA, 2904 nt
Organism: Caenorhabditis sp. 36 PRJEB53466
Lineage: Eukaryota; Metazoa; Nematoda; Chromadorea; Rhabditida; Rhabditidae
Source: the annotation of a GenBank genome assembly